Molecule: messenger RNA, 3100 nt
Organism: Rana temporaria (common frog)
Lineage: Eukaryota; Metazoa; Chordata; Amphibia; Anura; Ranidae
Gene: NXF1
Product: nuclear RNA export factor 1
Exons: 22
Coding region: 67-1968 (633 amino acids)
Biological process (GO): poly(A)+ mRNA export from nucleus
Cellular component (GO): nucleus; cytoplasm
Molecular function (GO): protein binding; RNA binding
Source: RefSeq, a predicted model, not a curated record
UGGAAAGGUUUGGGCGGGCUCUCCCUUCAGGAAGUGACGUAGAGAUCGUAUUCCAUCGAGGUAGAGAUGGCGGAAGGUGGCCGGAGUUAUAUCGCACCUCUGAUGUCAGAAAAUAUAUGUUUGAGGUUUUCAGACCAUGAUGACCGGGUUGGUGGAAGCUUUUUCCAAAAGAAGCGGAAAGGGCGUGGCCCAUUUCGGGGAAAAAUGUAUAGUGAAGCAGGCCCGAGAAACCGAAAUCGUGGUGGUUACCCACCUAACCCUCGUUCCCGACUAGAUGUGGAAGAUGGAGAUGUGCCAAUGAGUGAUAUACCUGACCCAGUCCGUUCGCGGUUUAAUCCUUAUAACCGUGGAGGCAGGAGAAGAGACAACAGGGGUGCUUUUCAUGGAAAUCCUGCUAGGGAUAAUUCGCAUCAUGCUAGAACUGAUGUUAGAAAUGACCGAGACAGCUGGUUCAAGAUUACGAUUCCAUAUGGUAAAAAAUAUGAGAAGGAUUGGUUGAUCGGCCUUUUGCAAAGUGGCUGUUCGCUUCCUUUUUCUCCUAUAGGGUACCAUCUUGACCAUUCUCGGGCCCACUUCUAUGUGGAAGAUGCAGCUGUUGCAAAAGCUCUGAGACAGAUCUCAAGGACUUUCUCUGACAGAGAGAACUUCAAGAUUACUAUAAUUACACAACCAUCUCCACCGCCUCCUCAAUUAAAAGACAUGCAAAUGACUGAAGAGGAAAUCGCACAUUUUAAGUGCUGUAUGCAAAAGCGAUAUGAUGGUGCCCAGCAAGCCCUAGACAUGAGUUCAGUGCGUUCUGAUCCAGAUCUGGUGGAAAACAAAGUAGACAUCAUUCUAAACAGGAAGUCCUGUGUGCAGAGUAUGUUGCAGAUUAUUGAAGAGAAUGUGCCCGAGCUUUUGUCUUUGGAUCUCAGUAACAACAAACUCUACAGACUGGAACACAUGUCAGAAAUUCACUUAAAAGCCCCGAAUCUGAAGAUCCUGAAUCUUUCUCGUAAUGUGCUAAGAACGGAUAAGGAUCUGGAUAGGAUUAAAGGUCUGAAGCUCGAAAUGCUGUGGUUAGAUGGAAACCCACUUUGCGACAGUUUCCGAGAACAGAGUUUAUAUAUCAGUGCUAUGAGAGAACGCUUUCCAAAACUACUGCGACUGGAUGGACACGAACUUCCUCCACCAAUAACAUUUGAUGUAGAAACCCCCACCACACUUCCUCCAUGUAAGGGCAGCUACCUGUCUACAGAUAACAUUAAAGCAAUAGUUUUGCGAUUUCUUCAACAAUAUUAUGCCAUCUAUGAUGGUGAAGAUCGACAAGGCCUGCUAAAUGUUUAUCAUGAUGAAGCUUGCUGCUCUCUUAGCAUUGCAAAUGUAACCGGACAGAACCCUGCCAGGAGCAGUCUGGGAGAUUACUUUGCUAACAGCAGGAAUUUAAAGAGACUACGAGAACCCCGAGAUCUCGCACUUCGUAAUAAACUUCUCAAGCACAAACGUCUCAAUGUUGUUAGCUUCUUGAAUGAACUUCCACGGACGCAGCAUGAUCUGAACUCCUUUGUUGUGGACGUCACUACUGAGACUAACACCUUACUUUGCUUUGUGGUUAAUGGAGUGUUUAAAGUUGAGGGGCAAUCCAAUGAUCCUGUGCGUGCUUUCUCUCGGGUAUUCAUAGCAGUGCCAGGAAAUGAAACGGCAGGGCUUCUUUUGGUAAAUGAUCAACAAUUCAUAAGGAAUGCAAGUACAGAUGAGAUACGCAAAGCCUUUGCCACACCAGCUCCAACUCCAUCAAGUAGCCCUGUGCCUGUGGUAGCCCCUGUACCUCAGGACAUGGUGCUGGCAUUCAGUCAACAUUCUGGCAUGAAUCUUGAGUGGUCUCAGAAGUGUCUUGUGGACAAUGGAUGGGACUGGGAACAGUCUGUACAGAUUUUUAUGAGGCUAAAGGCCGAGGGAAAGAUUCCAGAAAUCGCCUUUAUCAAGUGAUUUUGCCAUCGUACACGUAUCUAGUGGGCUGAUAAGAGCAUAUUGGCUACAGACUGAAAUUGGUGGACAUAAGGACCUGAUCACUUCCCUCUGCACUGAGCUAAAACCUAUUCCAUUUUUAAUACAGAAUGCUUCCCACUACUGAAGAGUCUGCUUGUGGUUUUAUGUCGUGUGUGUGUGUUAUAUAUAGGUAUGUGUGUAUAAAUACAUACUCUCAUAUAUACUGUAUACCUGGAUGUUCUGUCAUCAUGCUAUGCAUUCUGUUAUUUAUUUACAGUGUGUCUAAAUAAGGUUUACAAUUCUAGAUUUGGAUUCUCACUUACACUAGUCUCUGACAAAGUCUCAUUUUAUUUUUACGUUAUUUUGUCAGAAUGAUUAUUUUUUUUUUCUCUUGUUUUUUUUAUAUUGAUUGCAAUUGGAAGUUGGCAAAAUGUCAUCUGCCAUCUGGAUUUUAGGACAGCUAGGCAUAGGAAGAUAGAAGGCAUAAAAUGACAGUAAAAGUUCCUGUUGUAGCCAAGCAUUUCAGCUUGAACUUGUGUGUAAAAAAACUGUAUAUAAUAUAUAGGAUUCUUUUUCUGAAUUUCAGUGUACAUAAAUGUAUCUCUGUUGAAAUAUAAAAGUAUUUUUAUGGGUCCUGCCAAAUAGCAAAGCAUCAAGAAAACGGAUUCCUGCAGCUUCCUGCUGUGUGUAUUUUUUAUUUUUUUUUGUCAUAAUGUGUAUAAAGAGAAAUAGGCUGUGGGAAUCAACGUUGUGAAAGGGUUCCUACAAGCUUGACCAUACAUGGAUCGUAAUUCGGGCGGUUCAGCAGGGACUGACCGAAUUUCAAUCUAUGUACAGGCAGAGCGGUUGUACAGAAGUAGAUCUACCGCCCUGAUUGUUUCUCCCCAAUCGAUCAGUGUCGCUGGUGGGGGAAGUCUCCCCGCUGUCAGAAUACAAAGGCACAUCGGGAUUCCCCCAUCCACUUUGAAUGUGUGGAGGGGGAAUCAAGUUUUUCGGGGGUCUUUUUUUUUAUUGUGCAACUCGCUGGUUGAACUAAAAAUAAACUGAUGUAUGGGCUGCUUUAAACUUGUACAUUCCUUUGCAGAGCGUUACUGCACUCACUUUGAUGUGCCAACGCGUGGCAACGGAAGAC